AUGCCUGAGGAAAAGUCAUUCGAGAAGAUCCCGCUGCAGAGCAACGACGGCACUGUGAUUGUAGUCGACUAUGACGUUGCCACGCGAUCAGCACUCCUCAACACCAUGCUGGACGAUCUUAAGGGAAUGGGCGUUAGCGACCUCGGCCCUGUUCCUCUACCGAACGUUAACGAGGCUGUCCUCCGCAAAGUCAUCGAGUACUGUGAACACCACCGUCACGAUCCUCUCGCCGGCCACGAAGAAGAGAGCGAGAACCGCAAGAAGACCACAGACAUCGAGGAGUGGGACCAGAAGUUCAUGCAGGUUGACCAGGAAAUGCUCUUCGAGAUCAUCUUGGCUGCCAACUACAUGGACAUCAAGAGCCUUCUCGACGUUGGCUGCAAGACUGUCGCGAACAUGAUCAAAGGCAAGUCUCCUGAGGAGAUUCGUAAGACUUUCAAUAUCACCAACGACUUUACUCCGGAGGAGGAGGAGCAGAUUCGGCGGGAAAACGAAUGGGCGGAGGACCGCUAA
Grosmannia clavigera kw1407 is the source of this 513-nucleotide messenger RNA. RefSeq names its product sulfur metabolism regulator. Gene Ontology annotation, molecular function: cullin family protein binding. The coding region runs from base 1 to 513 and encodes 170 amino acids. Gene Ontology annotation, cellular component: nucleus; cytoplasm. Lineage: Eukaryota; Fungi; Ascomycota; Sordariomycetes; Ophiostomatales; Ophiostomataceae. The transcript is spliced from 3 exons. Gene Ontology annotation, biological process: SCF-dependent proteasomal ubiquitin-dependent protein catabolic process; mitotic cell cycle. The record is from RefSeq and is a predicted model, not a curated record.